AUGGCAGUAAUAUCGGACCGCGACCCGCUAUCCUCAGUGCUCUCUCCCCCCGCCGGCCCUCCACCCGCGCCCCCAUCAGGCACCCACUUCUCUCGUCCACUUCAGGUUUCAUCCAGCGGCGCUCCGACACUCACUCCUCCAGCAGUCCUUGCCCCCUUCGCCCUGCCUCCCCCCGGUCUCCGCGGCGCUCCCUACCCAGCCUUCGUCAGUAGUCUCGGCUGUGGGGUGUCCAGCGCCCUACAGAGCUACGGCCUGCUGGCUCUGGACAGUGUGCCUUGGAGCAUGCUGAGUAGCGCUCCCCUGAACCGGCUGCUGCUGACUCCCGGGGGCCGCCUCAGCAGACCCAAGAAGCGGUACAUCUGCAAGUACUGCCAGCGGGAGUUCACCAAGAGCUACAACCUGCUGAUCCACGAGCGGACCCACACGGACGAGCGGCCCUUCCCCUGCGACAUCUGCGGCAAGGCCUUCAGGAGGCAGGACCACCUCCGCGACCACAAGUACAUCCACAGCAAGGAGAAGCCCUUCAAGUGCGAGGCGUGCGGCAAGGGAUUCUGCCAGGCGCGCACCCUCGCCGUGCACGAGAGCACCCACAGCGACACGGAACGACAGGAGGCAACCACAACCCACAAUACGACCCCACAACCCACCCACGCCAACAGACACGCCACCCACAGCCUGGCACCACCCCUACAGAAGCCCACCGCCCACCGAGCCACUGACAAUCCCCUGCAGUCACCACCUUCUCAAACAUCAACUUUGAACUCCUUGUCUCUCCUCCAGGCAACGCCCUCACCCCGCCAUGCACCCCCACCAGCUCCCUCACCCCCAUCAACACCACCAACCCAAGCCGCCCCAUCCCCCUCAUCACCUAAACCAGUGCCCUCCCCACAGACACCACCCUCACCACCACGGCCCCGUCAGAACAAACCUUCUUCAGUGCCUCCCACAGCGCCGCCCACACCACGCCGCGGCUUCACCAUUCAAGACCUGAUGAGUUAGCGAGACCAC
Molecule: messenger RNA, 1008 nt
Organism: Portunus trituberculatus (swimming crab)
Lineage: Eukaryota; Metazoa; Arthropoda; Malacostraca; Decapoda; Portunidae
Product: protein odd-skipped-related 2-like
Exons: 1
Coding region: 1-999 (332 amino acids)
Biological process (GO): embryo development; regulation of transcription by RNA polymerase II
Cellular component (GO): nucleus
Molecular function (GO): RNA polymerase II transcription regulatory region sequence-specific DNA binding; DNA-binding transcription factor activity, RNA polymerase II-specific
Source: RefSeq, a predicted model, not a curated record